UGUUUUUUUCUUUGUAGCUUAUUGCCCAUCGGAAUGUUCUUCUGGAUGUUUCGUGAAGGUUUAGAGUCUUCGGCGCCGGUAGAGCUACUAGGAUACUUGGGGGCAUACCUGGCUACGGGUCUCGGAUGCAUAGCCUUUCAUCAGUUUGUUCUCCUGCCGCUGUUAUACGUCAUCAUCGUGAGGAAAAACCCGAUACCUUAUCACAUCAACCUCUUGCCCGCUAUUCUCACGGCCUUCGGAACAUCCUCCAGCGCCGCUACACUACCUGCUACUGUGCGGUGUGCAGAAGAAUCUAACCACGUGAACCGGUGCGUCACAAGAUUCGUCUUGCCUCUCGGAAUGGUGGUUCACAUGAACGGAGGUACCUUCUAUCUGCCCUUGUCGGCCAUUUUCCUGGCACAGCUGGAAGGUAUCGACCUCGGUUUGGCGGAAACAGUCGUCAUAUGCGUCACUGCCAUCUUGCUGCUGAUUUCGGCACCAGCAACUGCGGGAUCUGGUAAUCCAGUCUAUUUGCUGACGAUAAUGGCGGCAGCUGGAAUCAACAGGCCACAAUUCAUCUCCCUUUUCCUAUCCACAGAGUGGCUCAU
Molecule: messenger RNA, 587 nt
Organism: Stegodyphus dumicola
Lineage: Eukaryota; Metazoa; Arthropoda; Arachnida; Araneae; Eresidae
Product: excitatory amino acid transporter-like
Biological process (GO): L-glutamate transmembrane transport
Cellular component (GO): plasma membrane
Molecular function (GO): glutamate:sodium symporter activity; neutral L-amino acid transmembrane transporter activity; L-glutamate transmembrane transporter activity
Source: RefSeq, a predicted model, not a curated record